CUUGUCUUGCGGAAGGUCCGUCAUCCCGGAAGCGCGUGUGUUUAUUUGUUGAAACGUUAUUAAGAACAGACAAAUCUUUACUAGUAUCUAGCGAUAAAGGUUCAGCUCGGGUUCUAAAUUAGUAUGAGCGUCAAUAUAUGCUUAAAGGGCUGCAGUGUCGACAUUUCACUGUAAAGAGACAUUUGCUUUGCUAGCUAGAAGUAAACAGUCACCUAACGUUAGCUUGCCAGCUACAGUAUGUCCAGCGAGGCAGUCCUAACUGUACGGUUGGUAAGGUCUUUUGAGCACCGAAAUUUCAAGCCAGUUGUAUUUAGUGGCGUGAAUUUAGAUCAACCGGUCCAGGAAUUUAUCCAGUUUGUGAAAAAUGAAGUUAGCAUGAGAGCCGGUCUACCACCCCCCUUCAAGAAUUUUGGCUAUGACACAAUGAAGAUCAUCCACCAGGCACAUGGAGCAAAGACAAAUGAGUUGGUGAUGAGUUUGGAGGAUGAUGACAAGCUUAUUCUGCAAGAUGGACUAACCCUAAGAGCUGCGGGCAUUGCAAAUGAAACAGAAUUGGCCUUCUUCAGGAAAGAGGAUUAUAAGCUCUUUAAAGCCAACCCCCAACCGGCCUGGUGGUAAGGGUGUUUACACUUCACCACGGAAGAGGGGAUUCUGAUCUGACAUGGAGGAUACACAUGGAUGGAAGAUUGAGGGGGUGACAUGUGCCUUCAGACCUAAGUUUGAGUAUUUUAAUUUAACAUGCCAUAUAUAUAAAACAUGUUUUUGCCUCUUUUAUACAUCUCCACUGAAAUGCACUUAUCAUUUAUCUGGUGGUGUUGAAUAUGAUUAUGGUUGUGCAUUGAUUUUCUUUGUACUUAUUAGUUUCCUGUAAGGCCUGUCUUAUUACUGCAAACAUGAUUCCAAAUUAAAUCACUGGUUUGAAAAGAUGCAUCUAAAAAGCUUUAUUGCAUAAGUACAGUGAAGUAUUUUCCCCCUUGCUGAGAUGGGUCCAAAUAUGGCACAUAAGCUUUAAUAUUCAAUAGAAAAAAGAAAUGUACUCUUAUCCCAGGAGAAACCACUGGCUUUGCUCAUUCUAGUUUUUACAGGUAAAUAAGGUACUGCAUUACACACAAAUUAAUCACAAAAGGCCCUUUAUCACAGCUAUACACUGUACCAGGCAAGAUGGGUCCAUAGACUCAUGCUGCUUUAUGCCAAAUUCUGACUCUGCCAUCAGCAUGACUCAACAGGAACCGGGACUUGUCAGACCAGGUGAUGUUUUUCCACUCCUCAAUUGUACAGUGUUGGUGAUUGCGUGCCCAAUGGAGCCUCUUCUUAUUUUUAGCUGAUAGGAGUGGAACCCAGUAUGGACAAAGAUCGAUGAGUGCGUUCCGAGAUACUUUUCUGCAUACCACUGUUGUACUGCGCAGUUAUUUGUCAGUUUUUGGCCUGCCUGUUAGUGUGCACGAUUCUUGACAUUUUCCUUCGACCUCUCAUCAACGAGCUGUUUUCGCUCACAGGAAUGCGCUGACUGGAUAUUUUUGGUUUGUCGCAUCAUUCUCGGUAAACCCUAGACAUUGUCGUAUGUGAAAAUCCCAGGAGUGAGGCUGUUUUUGAGAUAUUGGAUCCAGCGCGCCUGGCCCAGACGAUCAUACCACACUCAGUUGCUUAGGUUACUCGUUUUAACAUUCAAUCGAACUGUGACUGCCUCAAUGCCGCCUCCAUUUUCAUAAACUGGGUGGUGUACCUAAUAAACUGGCUGGUGAGUGUAUAUUGCACCUUAUGUGUGCGUGCGCUGAAGACACUUUCCUUCAGUUAAUUGUUCAUUUCCCAGGUUGACAGUAGUUGUGUGUUUUGUGACUGAUGUGUCCAGUCUCCUUACAUAAUAAUGCUGUUAGUACUGGAGCUGCUGUAGUAGCAAAACUAAUGACUCCAAUAUUAGCAGGCAGUGUUUAGACUGUCCACUGAAGUGCUAAGACAGAGUGGCUAUAUAAGGAAUGGAACAUAUAUGAACAGGGCCUGCUACCAUUAUAACCUAUACAGCUGUCAGAUGUGGGUGUUAAGUAAGAACUGAGAUGGAAAGAUAAUGGUGGAGAAAGAUCAAGAGGAGUUAUUUUCACAUAGAGGGAGGGGAUUCUAUACGUAAUGCAAAGAUGGGAGAACUAUAAGGCCAAUAGGAGUUGUUCAUGUACAUACAAGGAGUGACUAUAUGUGCAAUGUAAAGACAGGAAAAACUAUAAAGUCAGAACUCUGUGAUUAGAGAAUUUAGUAUUUUCCAUGGAAAGGCUUGGCUCUGUUACGUUUGUAAUAAAGUCUAAAUUGAAUUCACAA
Molecule: messenger RNA, 2307 nt
Organism: Salvelinus namaycush (lake trout)
Lineage: Eukaryota; Metazoa; Chordata; Actinopteri; Salmoniformes; Salmonidae
Gene: c13h2orf76
Product: chromosome 13 C2orf76 homolog
Exons: 5
Coding region: 238-618 (126 amino acids)
Source: RefSeq, a predicted model, not a curated record